Molecule: messenger RNA, 1545 nt
Organism: Monoraphidium neglectum
Lineage: Eukaryota; Viridiplantae; Chlorophyta; Chlorophyceae; Sphaeropleales; Selenastraceae
Product: BEACH domain-containing protein lvsF
Exons: 6
Coding region: 1-1545 (514 amino acids)
Source: RefSeq, a predicted model, not a curated record
AUGCGCGUGCCGCGUGUCGCGCGACGCCCCGGCCUCCCCAGGCUGCCGUUUUCUGCGCUGACGCGGCUGGAGGCGGAGGGCAGCCAGGCCGUGGUGCUGAGCACGACGCAGGUGACGCGCAUGAAGGUCAACUGCGAGGACGCGCCCUACGCAACGGACAAGGGCAAGCCCUCCACCUGGGUGUUUGUGCUGUCAUACGCCAGGCUGGAUGACGUGCUGCCCCUCGCACACGAGUGCCUGGCCGUCAGCAGGCUGCCCUCCCCAGAGCGCUCCCAGAUGCUGGAGGCCCUGGCGCGCGCCCGCGAGGACGCGGCGCGCUUCGACAGCAGCCGGCUCGCGGACUUUGGGGAGCGCCUGCUGUGGGAGGGCCCCGCGGCGCAGCUGAGCCCGCUGGUGCGGGAGCCGGGGCGGCUGGCACUCAGCGACGCGCGGGUCUACUUCCAGCCGCUCUACAACGUGGCGGGCGACUCCCCGGUGCGGAGCCACCCCCUCGCCGCCGUCGCCGCCGUCGCGCGCCGCCGCGCCGCGCUGCGGCCCAUGGGCCUGGAGGUCUUCUUCGUAUCGCCCGCGGCGGGGCCAGGCGGCGCGCCAGGCGGCGGAGGCGGUGGCGGGGCCAAGGCGGCAGCGGGGCCGUUUUGGGAGGGGCCGAGCGCCUUCUUUGCCUUUAGGUGUGAGGCCGACAGGGAGAGGGUCAUCAGCCUCAUGCGCUCGCAGCCCGCGCUCGGCGCCGCCGUCGCAACAAUUGCCGGCGCCCAGCAGCAGCAGCAGCAGCAGCAGCAGCAGCAGCAGCAGCAGCAGCAGCAGCAGCAGCAGCAGCAGCAGCAGCAGCAGCAGCAGCAGCAGCAGCACGCAGGUGCCGGGGGUGGCACGGCGUCUUCCCAGGCGUCCGUACCCCCAACCCCACCCGGCCCCGGCUCCCCGCCGUCGCCGCCGCCGCCGUCGCACGAGGCGGCUGCGGCGCUGCUCGACGCGGGCGCGGGCGGGUGGCUGGCGCGCGUCACGGUCGCGUGGCAGCGGGGGCGUCUGUCAAACUUCGACUACCUCCUAUACCUGAACCUCGCGGCCGGCAGAUCUUUCAACGAUCUCGCCCAAUGGCCCGUCUUCCCCUGGGUACUCGCCGAUUACACCUCGGACCGCCUCGAUCUUUCGAACCCGUCCACCUUCCGCGAUCUGGGCCGCCCGAUGGGGGCGCAGUCCGAGGGGCGGCUGCGGGACUUCCGGCGGCGGUUCAAGGAGAUGGCGUCGCUGCCGCCUGACGUGCUGGGGGGACCGCCCUUCAUGUAUGGCACCCACUACUCGACACCAGGCUACGUCCUGUACUGGCUCGUCCGCGCCGCACCCGGCCACAUGCUGCGCCUGCAAGCCGGCCGCUUUGACUCCCCGGACCGCCUGUUUGGGGGCAUCGCCGAGGCCUGGGGCAGCGCCACCAGCGGCCCAACAGACGUGAAGGAGCUGAUUCCAGAGUUUUACAUGCCCGGUGAGACAACAGGGGGUGGGAGGGGGCCGGAGGGGCGGCGGCGAGGAUCCACGGCCCGCCGGCCUUGA